Messenger RNA from Carassius auratus (goldfish), 2127 nucleotides. RefSeq lists its product as uncharacterized. The record is from RefSeq and is a predicted model, not a curated record. Bases 221 to 1480 code for a protein of 419 amino acids. Lineage: Eukaryota; Metazoa; Chordata; Actinopteri; Cypriniformes; Cyprinidae. The transcript has 7 exons.
CGCCAUAAAACCGAAGAAGAAGAGUUUCACUUUUGUGCAUGAAGGAAGUGGUGUGUCUCGUCCAUCUUUUUUGUUUUUAAUAUACCGUUGUUGUUUUUGUGUCUCUCCUCUCUGAAUCUUCCAAGAAUUCAAACACUGUGUACUUGUAAGCGUCACUUAUAUGAGAAACAGAGGUGAGGGAAGGCUAUCUCCUGGGCUCCGCUCCUGAAGGAAGAACACAAUGGAGAAUCAGCGAAACAGCAGAAUAUUAAUUCAUCUCCAUAAAUCAUUUGUAGUACAUUCACGGUUCUACGAAAACACGCAGAUGACAAUAUUGUUGUCUCUGUUGCUUUUGGGAGGUGUUUGUAAUGCAGAAACUGAAGAGACAAUGUCAGUGACGGAAGGAGACUCUGUAAUUCUACACACCAAUCUUUCUGAAAUACUGAACGAUGAUACUAUACUCUGGGAAUUUGGACCUAAAGAAUCACUCAUAUCUACAAUAACUAGAAAGAGCGACUUGACCUCAAUUUUUUUCACCGAUGAUGUGACAUUCGCAGGCAGAUUGCAGGUGGACCAACAAACUGGCUCUCUCACCAUCAGAAACACCAGGAAGAUACACUCGGGACAAUAUAAACUAACAAUCUCUAGAGGAAAGAGCACAUCCAGGAGAUUUCAUGUGAAUAUCUUUGAUGUGGUUGGAGAGACAGAUGGAGUGAAGUCAGUGUCAGUGAAUGAAGGGGAAUCUGUGAUUCUACAGAAUGAUGCUGCUGAAUUACAGAAAGAUGAUCUGGUCAUAUGGAGGUUUGGAGAUAAAGGCAUCCUCCUAGCUAAAAUCGAUGUAGGAACUGACAAUCACUCCUUAAAUGAUGCUGAUGAACGAUUCAGAAACAGACUAAAACUAGAUCAAACUGGAUCUCUGACCAUCACAAACGCCAGAACCGAACACGCUGGACUGUAUGAAGUACAGAUCAGAGGCCGCGGGAGCUCAAAGCAGUUCCUUGUUUCUGUCAGGGCUGUUUGGAGUUUGUCUUCAGCUGCCAUAGCUGGGAUAGUUGUUGCUGUUCUGCUGGUGGCUGGACUUUUAACUGCUGUUGUGAUUUACUAUCGCCGCAGGAUCACUGAAGUAAAAAAUCAAGAGGUGUCAACGACGGAAGGACGAACUGUCGUUCUGAAGACUGGUACUAAACUACAGCACGGUGAAGAGAUCAAGUGGUGGUUCGGAGAUGACCACAAUCUCAUAACCCAAUUCAGUAGAUGGACCAUUACAGAUGAUGAUAUAAAUUGUGAUGUUACUGAUGAGAGAUUCAGAAACAAAGUGCAGCUGGGUGGUAAGACUGGAGAUCUCAUUAUCAGUUAUAUCAGGACCAUUCACUCUGGAGUCUACAGAGUACAGAUCACCGGCAAAACCAGAAAAAACCAAAUACAAGAAGAAAUUCUUUGUUACUGUCAAUGUGGAGAAAGUAGGAGUGAUGGUUGGAGAAUCUGUCACUCUAAAGACUGAUAUUGAAAUAAAGGAAGGAGAUCUGAUCCUGUGGACCUUUGGAGUUAAAAAACGUCUCAUUGUUAAAGCUGAAUCAGGAAAAACUACUAUUAGUGAGAGCUUCAGAGGCAGACUGGAGCUAAACGAACUGCUGAUCAAUGGAUCUCUGACUAUCACAAACAUCACAGAUGCAGACUUUGGACAUUUUCAACUACAGGUCCUCAAUGACGAACGGAACAGAUUCAGGAGAUUCAAUGUGAUCAAAGAUUCCAAAGAAGGCAAAGAUUGGGAACCGAUGUUAAUGACCCCACUGCCAUCUCAAGUGUGUGAAAUCUAUGAUGAGUAGCAGGAGAUGAGUUCACCUCAAUAAGACACACCACUCUCAAUCUUUGUGACUUCAUCAACUGAACAAUGUCCAUACAUCUCAAUGUUCAUAUUAUUCAUCCUAAACAGUAUGUGAGAUUAGAAUAAGUGUGUCCUAAGGGGCACUGGUGUGCAUGUCUGAGGUACAGAUGCAUUUUGUUAGGGCUCUUCUCCAAGGCCUCGACAAAGUUAUUAUUUUACAAAACUACAAAAGAAAUGAUAACGAUUCUAAACAGUUUUCACCUGAUUCAGCAUGUGCAUGGACCCACACACAAAGGUGGACACACUCUGGAUCUAAUCAUCAG